Molecule: messenger RNA, 1533 nt
Organism: Doryrhamphus excisus (bluestripe pipefish)
Lineage: Eukaryota; Metazoa; Chordata; Actinopteri; Syngnathiformes; Syngnathidae
Product: transcriptional regulator protein Pur-beta-like
Biological process (GO): regulation of transcription by RNA polymerase II
Cellular component (GO): nucleus
Molecular function (GO): DNA-binding transcription factor activity, RNA polymerase II-specific; RNA polymerase II transcription regulatory region sequence-specific DNA binding; purine-rich negative regulatory element binding
Source: RefSeq, a predicted model, not a curated record
CGGGUCCCGCUCACGAGCACAGCCCCGGAGAGCGUGAAGGCGGCGCGCGCUGGCCGGAGAGGAGGAGAUGGGCAGAAGCUGAACAUGGCGGAUGGUGACAGCGGGAGUGAGCGCGGCGGUAGCAGCGGGGGGGGAGGCGGAGGAGGCUUCCAACACUUCCAGAGGGACCAGGAGACCCAGGAGCUGGCCUCCAAGCGCCUCGACAUCCAGAACAAACGAUUCUACCUGGACGUCAAGCAGAACAACAAGGGCCGCUUCAUUAAGAUCGCCGAGGUCGGGGCCGGGGGCUCCAAGAGUCGCCUGACCCUCUCCCUGUCAGUGGCCGCCGAGGUGCGCGACUACCUCGGGGACUUCAUCGAGCACUACGCCCAGCUGGGGCCCAGUAGUCCCGAACAGAUAGCCCAGGCUUCCGCCGGCGAGGACGGCGGGCCUCGACGAGCUCUGAAGAGCGAGUUUCUGGUUCGGGAGAACCGCAAGUACUACUUGGACUUGAAGGAGAACCAGCGGGGGAGGUUCCUGCGGAUUCGGCAGACCGUCAAUCGCGGGCCUGGCUUCGGCAUGGGCGGCCCAGUUGGCGGCAUGCUGGCCGGCCAGACCAUAGCUCUUCCGGCCCAGGGCUUGAUCGAGUUUCGAGACGCGCUGGCAAAGCUCAUCGACGACUACGGCGGCGACGACGACGAGCUGGCCGGGGGCAUGGCCGCUGGGGGGUUCGGCGAGCUCCCCGAGGGCACAUCCAUCAUGGUGGACUCCAAGCGCUUCUUCUUCGACGUGGGCUCCAACAAGUACGGCGUCUUCCUGCGAGUCAGCGAGGUGAAGCCCAGCUACCGGAACUCCAUCACGGUCCCCUUCAAGGCCUGGGCUAAAUUCGGCGGCGCCUUCAGCCGCUACGCCGAGGAGAUGAAGGAGAUCCAGGAGAGGCACCGGGACAAGAUGUACGAGAGGCGGGACGAGUCUGAGGGCGACGACGUGGAUGACGACUGACGACAAGAAGAACGUGCAUGAGUGUCAACAGCCUCCUCAUAGUGUUAAAUUGUGACUCAAAGUCAGAUACGCGACGUCACUCUUGAGGAGGACCCUCAUGAGGAGCAGCUGUCAAUCACAAAAAGGAUUACUCCAAAUGUUAGAGGAACUCAUUGAGAGGAUUAGUCAGCCCAAAUUAAAGCUGGGACUCUAGUCCGCACACACAUACUUAGCAAUAUUGUCACAGGAGCCUGGCGGAGGACGGAACGUUCCGGGUGUUCUGGGCCCCAAUUGUGUGGCCGGGGGCACGGGAGCAUGGCGUCGCAUUUCCCAUCAGCCUCUCUGCCUCACAGCGGACACGACGCAAGCCAACAACUCUCCAGACGCUGGACACAAACCUUUUUUUCUUUUCCAAAAGAGAACUAUAUUGACAUAAGAUUAUAGGAAAGAUAUUACAAACCAGCAAAAAAAGAUAUUUUCAAAUACUUAUAAAGGAAAAUGUAUUGUGGAAAGGAAUUUCAUUCGUUUGAAAAUAAAGGAAAUGUUAAUUUCUUCAAACAAAGUCACAUUAUU